AUGUUCACUGCCCGCAUCUCUUCGGUCGCCCGUGUGGCGCUGCGUGCCUCAUCGACCGCUCCUCGCACGCUCUCGCUCAAGAAAAACGCACUGCUCAUUCCCGCCGUGCAGAGCCGUUACACCAAGUGAGUUCACUUUGAACCUGCUUGUUGAUUCUGGAGUAUGUUCUGUGGCAUCUGGGUUGUUGCCCCGUUGGCUCAUACGGGGUGGGAUGCUGGCGCACGCUCCCGGGAGGUGCGAAGAUGGACCCCCUUCGCCCCCCCCUCGCCCCCCCUCGCCCCGCUCCCCGUGGCUGCGAAUGCCAUCCUCGUCGUCCAGACGGGCCCAUGGCGUCGGAUGACUUUUCUUCUCCACGUUGCAACCCAUUUGUUGAACAUCACGACUGACCAUUCGUUUCCUUCUCGGUCUUGCCUCCGCUCCUGCGCCGAUCGCCUCACUCGAUUUUCGCCGACCUGCGUCACCGCACCUCCGCGCUUCGCAACAGCUCGAUCCGCCUCUUCAACGCGUCGUCGCUGCGACUGAACGACAAGCUCGAGGCCACCACCGCGCCGACGACCGCCGAGGAGGAAGUCAGGGCCGACCACUCAUCUGUUGAUCCUUUGGCCUCGACCGAGUCCAGCGAAUCGACCCCUUCGUCGUCUUCCGGCGAGGUCUACAUCGACCCUCUGCAGGCCCAGGCCGAUGCGACCGCCAACGACGGCGCCACCGCGGCUGAAGCGCCCGCUCAGACCCCUGACCCCGUCGAAGUCGCGUCCAGGACCGUCUUUGCCGGUGGACUGAGCUGGAACGUCGACGUCGACUGGUUGAGGGACGAGGUCGCCACCGCCAUCGGUUCCGCGGACGGUAUCGUCAGCUGCCGAGUCGCGCGGGACCCUACCGGUCGAUCCAAGGGGUCAGUUUCUCUCAACUUUUCCUUUCAAAAGCCCGCCGCACCCCUUCCAGGCUGACUCUCCCGUAAUUCCUAAUUAUUAGCUUUGGUUUCAUCGAGUUGACCACGGCCGAACAUGCGCAAAAGUUGGUCGAGGUUAGCCCCGUCAUCGAUGAACGCGAGACCCGCUUCGAGAUCUCGGACCCUUCCACCAGGAAGGAGCGUCCCGCCCGCGAGCGACGCUCGUCCGACCAGAACCAAUCCAGUACCCCCUCCUUUGGUCGACAAGAGAACCCCCCCUCGAAUUCGGUGUGGUUGGGCAACAUCGAGUGGUCGACGACCGAGGCCGACUUGCGCGAAGCGUUUGACCAGUUCGGCGAGAUCGGGCGCGUGCACAUGCCCCUCGACCGAGUGACGCAACGAUCGCGUGGUAUCGCCUACAUCGACUAUGCCGACGUGUCCCAAGCUGAGGACGCCAUUGCCGCGGCGCAGAACAUUGAGAUCAACGGCAGGUACCUCCGAGCCAACUUUGCCACCCGUCAGGCACCCUUCUCAAGGGCCAACGGCGGAGGUAAUCGAGGUGGAUUCAACAGGCGUGAUGGCGGCGAGUCCGGUGGUCGCUCUUCGUACGGCUCGCGAGGUGACAGGAACGAAAGGAACGACAGGUACGGCGACCGCCAAUCGAGCUACCAGUCCAGGCAAGGCAUGUCCGGCCGCGAUGAGGGGUGGUAG
Microbotryum saponariae is the source of this 1600-nucleotide messenger RNA. The record is from the annotation of a GenBank genome assembly. NCBI's taxonomy places the organism in Eukaryota, Fungi, Basidiomycota, Microbotryomycetes, Microbotryales, Microbotryaceae.